Messenger RNA from Spodoptera frugiperda (fall armyworm), 1524 nucleotides. Its product is annotated as serine protease snake-like. The record is from RefSeq and is a predicted model, not a curated record. Gene Ontology annotation, biological process: proteolysis. Lineage: Eukaryota; Metazoa; Arthropoda; Insecta; Lepidoptera; Noctuidae. The transcript has a single exon. Gene Ontology annotation, molecular function: serine-type endopeptidase activity. Bases 206 to 1123 code for a protein of 305 amino acids.
GUAAAUCAUUGAUAACGGUCGUGCGCACGCGCUUAGUAAAAGAGGACAUAAAUUUGUUAAAAAGUAGAGGAAUAGAAGGACCAAAAUUGCAUAUCUGGUCUUUUGAGUCGAAAAACUAAAUACGUAAGUGAAUAAAACUAGUAUGAAACGCAUUAAGAUAUGUGCUAUUACAAGAAGAAACUAGGUAGACUUUACGUAGGUGAAAAUGUUCCGGUACCAAAUUAUGGUAGUAAUUCUUCUUGAAGUAUUUCUCGAAUGUUCUGGAGUCGGUGAGAAAGCGUACAAUGCCUGCAGAGGCUACGGACAAUAUAUGCUGGAGUGCCACAACGUACUCUUCCCAACGUUAAGAGUAAGAGUCCCAGUAGACUACCUAUUAUACCCUCACAUGGUUUUAAUAGGCUUUCGCCAAUCACCGUCAGAGCCACCAGCAUGGAAGUGCGGUGGAAGUUUGAUCAGCGAUCAAUGGGUGCUAACAGCAGCCCACUGCACCGAAGACAGAGACGCAGGACCAGCUAGCACCAUGAGAAUUGGAACAGCAACCUUCGAAUUUGACGAAGUCGAUGACCUAGUUCAAGAAAGAAAUGUGACGGAGAUAGUAUCCCAUCCAGAAUACAAACCUCCUUCUAAGUACCAUGACAUAGCAUUGAUGAGAGCUGGGCCUCCAUUUACUCUUAAUCGGGACAUAAGGAUUGCUUGUCUACACCGAGGGGAAGACAUAAGCAAAUUGAAUCUAACCGUCAUAGGAUUUGGGAAGACCGCAUCCAGUGCUACCUAUGGCAGUCAAACAUUGAUGAAAGUCGACGUUGAUCUCAUAGACAGGGAAGUUUGCAACCGUUCAAUGAAGUUUCUGAUCAAGAAGAAGAUCUUGGCUGAAGGGAUAACUGAGGAUCAGAUUUGUGCUGGUGAUUAUACCCACGGAGGAAGAGAUACGUGUCAAGGAGACUCCGGAGGCCCCAUGCAAGUGAUGGAAGAAAGGGUGGACUGUUUCAAUAACUUUCCUUUGCAUACUAUUGUGGGAGUGACCUCGUUUGGGAGGGAUUGUGGGAGGAAGAUGAGCCCUGGCGUGUAUACCAGGGUUUCAAAGUAUUUGGAAUGGAUUGAAGGCAUUGUGUGGCCUGGUUAGUGAUGUGUGCUGUUUGAGAAAAUUCAGGUAUACGUAUUUGAUGUUAUCUGUAGAAUUUAUUACACUAUUUAUGUUAAAUAUCGUUCUAUUUGCUUUUAUUUCUCCUAACAUAAUCUGAUUUUACAGUAAGAAUUUAUAUCGUAUAAAAAUAUAAGACCGAGAUUAUCUGGUUUAAGAAAGUAACAUUUUCUAUUUUAUAAAAUAUUUUCAACUUAGUGAUGCAAGACAAGAGAUGGAAUAAAAUACAAUGCACAUUCGAUACAAAACUUUGAACUCACGACCCGAUAGUCAGUCAACCGCAUCUUACAAAAACUGAUCCAGUGCCAUAAAAAACUUCAAAUCAUCUUCUUCUGCUCACGACAGAAACCUUACCACUAUAUUAUUUACUGAACACGAACAUA